CACCUGUUCUGUCAGUCAUUUCUCGUUGUGUAGGUGUGUUUCUAAGAACAGAGCAGCAGCCAAAGGGACUGAGAGCGGAGUGAAGUUCACCGCCGCUAUGGACUGACCUGAGAACAGCUCUUCAUCUGCUCUUUUCGACUCACAGGUGGAAACUUUUUGUCGACAUCUUCGGUGAGUUACGAAUGUUUGUUUCUGCUUAACUCAAGAGAAGUUUCAAGCUCUGAGGGGAAAGUAAACAGCUGUUUAUUGUCCAACACAUGUGAGGCUCUCUCUGGAAAUCAGUGUUGUGCAGUCUGAGAGUAACUUAGGACCACAUGAAAUAGCCAUUACAACAGACGUGGUUUCAGUUUAUCCUGUAGGCCUGUACUUUACAAGUAGAGUUGACCCUAUUUGCACAGGUAGUCAGCUAUCAGCACAUUAGGUCAAAGGGAGUCAAAUCAGAGAGACAGUUGGAAAAAAAAUCCAGACACUCCCAUGUGUUUCCACAUAUCAUCAUCAUUAGUAAUCACUUGACAUGCUUGUAUAAUCCCAUAGUUAUUGACCUUAAUGGCUCAUUUAUUAUGUGUGUUUCAUUGCUGAGUAUCUGGAGUCUCAGAGAUGAAGUACAAAUAUUUGCACAUAUAUGUCAAUAGCAGUCAUUUUAGUGGGACAACAAGCCAGAGCUAAACAUUAAUGAAUUUUUUUUUCUCUGUUCACUCCAGCAGGUUUUGGUUGCUCAACCUGAUGUUCAGAUGAACUUUUGUUUACUCUUUAAUGAUUAAACCAGUUUUCUGCUGCCCUUGAACACAUUCCUCACAUUUUAGACCCCCCCUUUCUUUUUUUUUUACCGACAAUUUGUUAUCAUAGAGUGUAAAUUAUGAUGUCUCUGUCAACUUUGCAGCUGUUCUUCAGUAAAGGUGUUAAAGACAUGCAGUUGAUCCACCUCCUUUCAAAGUUUAAGACAGUUUUAUCUCCUGACGCCCAGGAACAUCAGAGCGCCGGGCUGAAUUUAAGAGUCGUCUCAAAGACUUCAUGGAAGCAAGCAAAGUGACAUUCCUGUCACUAUUAAAUCCUGACUCAGCUGUGGGUGUAGUGAGCCUCCCUACAGCUGCAUUACAGGUUUGCUCUCUUGUUAAGGUUGAAGAGGUGUUGGCUGCUCUAGUUUGGACAGUUGUCUCCCUUUCUGCUAAUGGAAAGGUUAAUGGGAGGAACAGUAAUUAGCAGCUAAUAAAGCUUUCACUAAGAAGCAGUUUCAGACAGCUUUUGUUGUCAGAACACAUGUUAAUGUGGGUGCCGUUGGUGGUUACGGUUCGUCCUUUAAAUGUCGUCAUGUAAACAAGACCGAAAUGUCACUGAUGUUUGUGUUUUUCAUUGAGCUCAAGGCACUUUUAUAACCACAGAUCUUUUUGAAAAGUUUAUUUUUUCCCUUUAAUUUUAAUCUCCAAACUUUUUCUUAUUAAAAUCAGCUAAAUCAGGGACAAUCAAAAUAGCUUCAAAGUAGUCUGUAGCUCACUGUGAGUUUAAGUCUUUUCUUUAAAGGAGUUUUAAUCUCAUCAUAUAUGAUGUUCUUGACAGUGGUAGAUUAUAAUUUAAAAUGGAGAAGUUGCAUGUAGAGGUCCUGAUCAUCCAUACGUUCAUAAGACUGUUCUCCAGCUUAUGAUUAGCUAUGAGUCUUAUUUAUUAACUAUUAAUCUUUAUUGAUACAGCACCAAUUUACAACUUAAGUUAUCCCAGGACACUAUACGAUAAGGUCAUAGUAUAGGAUAAGAUUAAGCACCAUCCUGUAAGAUCAAACCCUCUCUUAUCCCACUUUUAUCUACUCUGAGUGUAAGACUUUGCAGCGUUUAGCAUGUUACAGCAGCAGGAAAAAUUCCCUUUCAACAGGCAGAAACCCUGAGCAGAACCAGACUCAUGUAAGACAGUCAUCUGCCACCCUUAAAGCUAAAGAUAGCUCAAAUUUAUUUUCAUUCUCCGUUAUUAUUUUGUGAUCGUGAGAAAACGAAACUGAACCUGGGGUAUUUUCCCUUUCUUUCUCUGGCUUUUUCUCAAGAUGAAUAAGCUCUUAUCUUGAGAAAACAAACUGAUAAACUGACGAUCUUAAGAUAAGGCAUGAAAAAGAUCUUUCAAAGCUCGCCAAAUUUUCCUUUUAUUGAAGAAUAAUAUUGUUUUUCUUUUCCAGAAAUGGGUGUGGGUAGAUGCCAAUAAAGAGGCUCAAAAGUUUGGAAACCUCUCGGAUUUUAGUGCAGAUCACACAUGAAAUUGAGACAAGUGCAUCAUGAUUAACUCAUGUAUGUUUAAGUCAUAUAUUUAAAUCAGUUUUUGAGGUUGAAUCGUGGAGUUAUUUCUCUUUAACGGUAAAGCCGCAGUAUAACAAUCAGUGACCACAUUUUCACCAAUGUCAUCCACUGAAAAAAUAGCAGGAUUAAAACUCUUGGUGUAUGAAAAUUACACCGCUGUAAUGACACUUUGUGGACCCAAAAUAUGACCAAGAUUGAUUCAGUUUUCAAUUUGCAUGAACUCACUGCCCUUAAAGUUUUUUUAAGCCAUCCAGAAACUCAUUACUAUCUUGAAGGUUUAUUAUGAAACAGACUGAAAUUAAUGUCAGUGUCAUUUAUGAGCUUCAGAUGCAAAUGAGACCACCAGUGACAAGACUGAUUGUUUCUACAAGUCUUUAUUAAAGUCUGGAACCACAGGGCAUGGGGCUGUGUCAGAUUAAGUAAUUAAUCAUACUGCAGAAACACCCCUUUUACUACAUUUUCCUCAGCCGAAGUCUCAAUCAGUGUUACAUUUUACAGAUAAAGACAGAAGAAGGAAAUUUCUUUUAUCAAAUGUUUAUUAAGGACAAGAUUUGCAACAAGAUAAGAAGCUGAUUCACAGAGGGAAGUUCCCUCACAGACAGAUUUAAGUAGUUCAAACCGCUCCCUAAUGUUUAUCCUGCCUUCACGAAAUGUUUGUGUGGCUAAUUAUAAGAAACAUCACAAAACUUUUUGAAUCACGCCUAGUUUACACUUGAACUUCCUUGUUGUUGUGGAGUGAUUUAUUUGAAGUGUCUUUGUCGUCCUCAGAGGAACUUCAUACCCCACUAAUGAUAACCUCCACGCAGAAUAAUGUUUAAAGACUUCGUGCCAUUUGACGGCUCUUUCACAGACAGACUGUGACGCUGUCAUAAAGGGGAACUAAAAUGCGGAUGCUUGUGUUUAUACACAGCUUUACAUGAACACCCCUGAGCGUUACAGCACAUAUCUAGCCAUAAAACGAUGUAGAAAGCUGUUUUCUUGAAUGUUGUACUUUUGUGACCUAUUUAGAUGAAAGCUAUCACUGAAUUUGACUCCAGAUGAUCAAAUAUCAUUCUUUCAUGCCUCAACUGUUCCCCUCUGUGGGUGGUAUUUGCUAUCACCAGUGUCCAAAAGAAGUAAGGAGUUAAACACUUUAAGAAGCCUUUUGUCUCUUUCCCUUUUAGUCUUGAAUGAAUUAAAGUAGUAUUUAUCUCCUGAUCUGUGCUCUAUUAACGAGGGCUCUGAAAAUAAUCCUUUGAGUUUUUGUCUGACAUGUUUUCCUCAUGCCUGAUCUGCCAAGACUAAUAUAGACAGGCUAAUUGGCAGGAAACACGAGAAAGCUGUGUAGCUGCAACACAACACGGCAUGUGAACUCUCUUUACUAAGAUUGCGCAUGCCGGGGAGUUCGUCAUGCGUACUCACAAACAAAGAUGUGCAUUUUUCUCAAACUUUCGAGAGAAAAAAAAACAAUUCUUAGACUUCUGAUGUGUGACUCCCGGAUGUCUGUACAACUUAACCUGAAGGCUAGGCUGCAAAAUAACAUCCUCCUGUUCACUCACGUAGAAGAAGCUAAGAGGAAGGGCUUUCUCAAGUUUAGGUCAAUUCUACUUUUACUUAGAUUGUACAAUUAAUGCUACAACUUACAGAAAAAUCUAAAACUUUUGCUGUACAACACCAAUAAAAGCCUCAUUUUAAUGACCUGAAAUCUUGGGUGUUGGUGUUUCGCUUGAAAUGAGCUGAAAUGAUAAAUUAUGCAAUGCAGUAGUUGUCAAGUUUUAGUUUCAGCUUUACAAUGAGCAGAUUAUAGAGUUACGCAACUAUAGUUAAGCCACAGUCAUCAUGCCACCUCCAUAUACAGUAGAGCCAGCACACGGUUUUAACAGUGACACCAGCAGAAAACGAUCAGAGAGAACCGCAGUACAGCUGUAUGUAUCUAUAGUAAACAAACAGGAGCUAAGAUCAGCCUUCAGAGCUUCUGGUCAAACCAGAUGAAAUAUGCUGAAGCUGAAAAAGACAAACAAAAGCCACAUUGAACACUGUGAAGGUGGCUUUCACUCUAUUUGCCUAAUCCCUUUCAGCUGAAGUUACAGUUGACAAACAGAGAUCCUCAAAAGGGGAACAAUGUCUCUUUGUGGAAACAGAAAGAGGGAAUUUGCUCGGCUGAUAUCAUUUUCACCAACUGCUUGGGAUUUUCCUUUUUUUUUCCAUCACUUUAAAUGGUCAAAAUCAACUCAAUGAACAGAGAACACCUAUUUUAAUAUAAAUCAGGGCAUUUGAUUGUUUUUACAUACCAAAGGCAACUUAUUUGAAAGGGGUUCAAUCAAACUAAACCACGUCUGGAAUAAAGACUUUAAGUUGCACCAUUAUCAUAAUCUAUGACAGAGACAGACUUUUUUAAAAGGAGAGCUGUUACAUAAUGAGGAUCAUUUAGCCCUCAGCUGUGAUUUAGUGCAUUUAUAUAUGACAGUAAUUGAAAGAUUUGACAUUUAAAAUUUACUGCCGUAAUGAUGACUAACAAAUUCUGUGUGCUAUUUUAAGCCUUAAGUUAACGCUUGCUUCUUAAGUGAUAACUUUAUCUAUUUGAUAAAGUUUAUUGAGGGGUAUAAACGGUUUUAUUAACAAGCAUUCACUUUGAACUAGCUGUGGUCUGUUUGUUCUGUGAUGACGUUUUCAUCCGUCUUUCCUUCAGAUCCUUUAAAAGUCUGAUUCCUGGUGAAACCUGCACAGAUAAAAGAGGACGGUGAAGCCGCCGUCCUGUCUUCGUCCUCUUCCGUGUGCAAUGCCGAAGAGUGACACGUGGCCAGGCGGUGUUGCCUUGGAAUCCUUGAGCAAUAUGGACAGUGCCGGGAGCUGUGACAGUGUUAUCAGCAUGAACUCGGGCUGUGUGAGUGCUGCUGUACAUUAUCUUCAUCCCUGUCCUACUGACUGCCGCUUAUCUGUCUGUUGCGUAACACAACAGAUCGGCGCGCUUUGCAUGUAGACUUACUGUCCUCUCUGAACAAACCAGCUCUUGACAAAGAAAGGGGAAUUAAAGAAGUGAGAUCUGUGCAUCAGGUGGUAAAGACUUCAACGUGGACGUUUACCACCAACAAUAAAAGGUCAUGGGAGAUUUUAUGAGAGGAAGUGAAUGUUUGAGGUUGUACAGACAGUUCUCUUUAAAGAUGACCAGAGGGGAAAAGAUUUCAGACUGUUAACAAACACCUGCAGCUACCUGAAAUAAAUACUUCUGACAGGCCGACACAGAGUGAAAAACAGACCAGGAAUUGUGUAAUUAUUCAUUUCUUUUCACUGCUUGAACACAAAUCAACUUUAAUCAACUUUUACUGCCUCUUUCUCAUAGUUGUGUGUAAGGUUUAAUGGAAAGAUUGCUUAUCAAAUCUAAAUGUGUCUUAUCAUGUCGGUUGCAGAGUGAAGACAGUAUGGAGCACUUGUCACCAGAGGAGAGAGCGUGUCUUAUGUAUCUUGAAGAAACUAUCGAAGCAUUGGAGGUGCAGGAGGACAGCGGAAUAUCCAAUGAUGAACCAGAUUCUGGAUUCCAAGUGGGACAGAUGGGAGGAAACGGUAUAAUCAUGUUUUUAAAAUACCCUGUUGUGCAUCAUUUUGUUUACUUGCAUGUGUGUUUAUGUAUGAUACAUAGCAUACGGCAAGCGCUAGAGUUAACUUAACUUUGAUCCACAUGUCUGACUGUCGUAUUUCAAAUUAAAGGCAGCUAAUCGGCAUAAUGCAGUUAGCAUCACGCUGGUUAGCUGUACCCGUGUGCUUAGUUUGUUGAUGUUAGCUUCAGCAGGUACUUGAGUGAUACUUUAUAGUCACUGUUAUGUUAAUUUGACUUUUCAACUAAGUCAUCUGGUAGUUUUUUAUGAAGGAAAAUGUCAUUGAUUCUAUUAUAGAAGCAGGAAGACACUGCUUCACUUUAACUACGGUGUGCCAAAAAGGAACAAAAUAGGAAGCUGAUUUUAAAAAUGAUGCACUAAUUUCAGACCUUAAUCACAUUGUGUUAACAUUGACAACCCCAUUAGUUAACUGUUUUAAUUAGUGAAUAAUUAACAAACCCAAUAAAAUGCAUCAAAAGCUCAGAUAGUUGAAUCUAUGUACAAAUUUACAAAUACUAAGUCUAGAUUUUUUUUCUUUUGUAGACAUUCCCAGUUUCAGGACUGAUGAGAUACCUGGAGAUCAAAAAUCAGACCAAGCUUUGGAUCAAGCUUUGAAUGGACCCCCACAACCACAGUCCUCUUCUAGUUCUGAAGCUAACAGGACAGAUCUGGAAACACCUGAGAGCCUCAGCACUCAUCAUGGACCUUCAGCCGCUGACAAAGUCCACCCACCAUCUCAUACCUCAGAGUUGGGUGUACCCAAGGAUGAAGAUGGUAAUCUCAUGAUUGUCCCAAGUUCCAUCCUUCCCCCGGUUGAGUCCACAAAGGCCCCAGAGGUAGAUCUUGUUCUUAUCCCUCCCCCGUCAGACUUCAUGGAUAAGCCACGGCCUCCUCAUCGGCCCCUCACAGCAAAAGACCUUCUAUCACCUCCAGUAACAUCCAACACCAAGCCAGGAGCACCUGUUGACUUGGAGCAGCUUCGUAUCAGAGCCUCUAUUAAAAGGGCUUCAAUGUGCCUCCCUGAGCCCUCAAACCAGCCCCAAGAACUGAGUCCAUCAGCUGUCAGCUCCAGUCCCCCACUGAGUCCUCCUUUUCCUUUUCCAGAAGGCGCUGAGCCCAAAAGUCCUCCUGCAGUGGCCCCUAAACCAAAGAGGCUUCCUGCCAACAUCAUCCUGAAGUCACACAAAACAGCAGUGGCUGAUGGGAACUCAGGGCAUCCUGUGCCAGCAAGUGCCCCGCUGUUGGACCCUCAGAGGGUUCGCAUGGAAGCUCUCAGAAAGCUUGGCCUGCUAAAAAGCGAUGAUGCAGAUCCAAGUCCAAUCCUGAGCCCUAGGCACUCUCCCCAAAACAGGAGGUCAUGGGCGGCUCCUUCUUCUCCGAUCAGCCCGCAGACACCUCCCUUAACACCAGCUUAUCCCCGAGUCCACAGCCCCUCUCCUGCUACUGUCCACCUCCAGUCUCCUGCGUGUGAUUCACCACCAGGGACUCUUUCUGCUCCUGUAGUCCUGCCUCCUGAAAUCAUCCCAGCACCAGAUGCUUUCAGUGACCCCGAUGGAUCUUUGCAUUCAGAUGAUGGACUUCCCUCUGGCAUGGAUGUCAUAGGUGCCACUCCUCCUCGCACCCCUCCAGUCCUGGUCAAACAUCUAACCCCACCCAAAGUCCUUGGAAUCAAGUCAGCCACGCUGGAGCGUUCAGGCCCGGGUCUGAGCAGCUAUAUGGCAAGUCAAGACUACAGUGAAGCCGCUGGUAGGGGUACACCAAGCCCCAACCAGCUACGUAACAAUCGCCCACGCCCCGCCUCUCUGGGGAGCAGAAAAGAGUUCUCAAGUGCUCAAGGAGAGGACCAGAAGGUCGGCGGUGCCACGGGCAAAGGGCCUGACGUACGGAGGUCCCUGCCGCCCCCUCAGCCCUCCCAUAACUCUCAGAAGCUUCCUCGAUCAGAGGGCAUCAGCGUGCUGAUCUGCCCGCGAUCUCAGAAUGAAGAAGAUCGUCGUGAGGCCCUGAAGAGGCUCGGGUUACUCAGGGACUGAGGCACCAACGAUAAACCUGACCCCAAAUCUGACUUUGACAGACUCCCUGUACAAACUGUAAAUAAAGGAACAUACUAACGUUUAUGAAGACUUAAGAAAACUUAACGGGGAAGCAGUUUCACCAGACAUUUAUGCAUCGCCAUUUCUACUGUUCAAGCUUUAAUAUCCAGAGACUGCCUGACUUAAACUGGUAUUUCAUUUAUUUGUUACCCUUAUCAUACUUAAAACGUCAAGUGUUUUAUUUCCAAUAAAACUGACAAUCAUAAGGUGUUUGCUGACUCACUCGAUGAAGCCAUUUUUUUUUUCUUUUUUGUAAAUUAAACAUUAUAAUGGUUAAAAGUCAAGGGUCACUCCCUGCUUUCACAAGUCUUUUGUUAAAUCAGCAACAUGGGUAAAAGAUUCUCGUCUCGGUUCUCGUAUCUUCAAUACUUGUAUGUGACGAGUCUUUUGUUCUGAGCAAACACUGGCUGAUUGUUAUGGGUUUGUGUACUUGACACAGACUGUGUCGGACCUCUUUCAUAAUAAUUACAGGUGUUUAUUUUUAAAUGAACAGAGAUGAAGAAAGUAUGCCCUGCUUUGUUAGAGCAUACCUUGCUAGGAGUCAGAUCACACAGUCAGUGGCCACUAGGUGAGAAGAAUUUGAAUAAUGUAGUUUGCAUGGUUGCAUUGUGACGCACACUUAAGAACUCACAAGCUUGUCACAUAGUGCUGCAUGGAGUUUUAAUUCGGGUCGAUCAGUUUUACAUCAAAAGAUUCACAUAUUAAAAUUUCUGAUUUAUAGUCUCCUUUUCCUGUUGUUUUCCUUUUCCUUCAGUUCCCUUUUCUGCUUUCAAAUGGCAUAAUUUCCUCUCCUCUUUUUGCUUGAAGCCUCCAUGUGUCGCGUCAAAUCCUAAAUUAAAAGCCCCACUUGCUUUUUGGCUCAGCUUCAGCACCUUUUAUCUGAUGUGAUGCUGAGAGAACCGGGACAACCAGUUUUCUCACCUCCUGGUUUACCCUUUAUGCAACAACACCUUGGCUGUGCCGUACGAACAGUCUGUGUGUCUGAAAAACAUUUUAUCUCUGCUGCAGGCUUUUAGAGACAAAUAGUUUUGCUCUCUCCUGUAAUUUGCAGAUAAGGUCACCCCCUGCUGUGAAAAUUUAGCUCAAUUUGAACGAUAUUUCUUUGAACAGAUGUUAAUACCAGGCUGCUGCACUGCAGGGUUUGCAGAGAGCGUGGCAAUUUUGUUAUAAGUUACAGAUUUUCCCAUUUUUGGACUUGAAUAAAACUUUCCAGCUAAUUUUUGAAGCCUCCCACAUCUAAAAUGUUAAAUUAGUUUGAUAAUUGUGCAGCUUUUACGAUGACAUAUUCUUGUGGAUGUGCAUUCCCCAAAUGAUUGGAUUUCUUUAUUAGUUCUAAUGUCUUUUCUUUCUCCAUGUGAACUUUCUUUUGGCAUGCAUUGCGAUACACUGUGUUACUUGCAUAUUCUAUAAACAGAAUUUGCACAUGUGUUAUAUUUAAACAGAACAGGAAGUAAAUCACCGAUCAUAUCUGGAGAAAAAAGGAGCAAAGUGAAAAGAUAUGACUUUUGUUUUGAAUAUUUGUUUUCAAAGAUAGAGCAGGAAGACACUCUUUUCAACAAAUAACCCAACACUAUUUAUAGCAUGUUUAAGAGACGAAAAAGGAAAUUAUUAUUUUAUUAGGUUAACUUGCAGCUAACACCCUUUUUUACUGUAAAGCCAAGAGAGGAGGAAGUAGUUACGUGCUGUCAAACCAACACAGGCUGUUUUGUGCUCCUCUGUGGCAUGUUGGUAUGUGGGCUAUCUCUCCUCUCCACCUGUGUGAUGUGCUGUUCUGCUGCCAGCAGACCUGAAUGACAACCUUGGCCUGUGUGACAGUUCUGUCACUUUCACUGUUAGCCUCGUAGGCACCAUAGAUCAGCUGCUGUGAAUAAGAGCCAUAUUAGUCUGCAUACUCGAACUGCACGAUACGGGGAAAAAAAAAGUUUGUCUUCUCUCUAUCUAUUAUUAUAUAAAACAAUUCAGGUGGUUAAACUAUGUGCAUUUGUCUGUUUUAUGUACAUUUAUGUACAUGUAAAGUAAUUGGGGAUUAAUAAAAGUCUUAUGUUUAUGAUAAUAGGUACAGCCUUUUACCAACAAAUCUGAUACUGGGUCUGUAGGUUCAGUUAUGUCAUUAAGAAAUAUGGCUAAUAAACAAAUACUGUACCAAAGGGCGCAUAUUAGCUAAAAUAACUCACACUUUCUAUUUACCUACUGUACUUCCAGUGUUUGCAACCUAUCCCUCCUGAAUCUGAGAGGCAGCACCAGUCAUGUUGUUUUAAUACAUGAGUGUUUUAAUACUGCUUCACCCUCCUCUUGAUUUAAUGUGUUCUCAUAAGGAGAUGUUUAAAAAGCUUGACCUCAAUAAAAAAGGACAGAGUAAACA
Xyrichtys novacula (pearly razorfish) is the source of this 10300-nucleotide messenger RNA. Lineage: Eukaryota; Metazoa; Chordata; Actinopteri; Labriformes; Labridae. The record is from the annotation of a GenBank genome assembly.